Messenger RNA from Spirometra erinaceieuropaei, 4054 nucleotides. Lineage: Eukaryota; Metazoa; Platyhelminthes; Cestoda; Diphyllobothriidea; Diphyllobothriidae. The record is from the annotation of a GenBank genome assembly.
AUGCAAACAGUUAGACGUCCCGACGUUGAUUGGACGAUCGUAGUCCUCUGCCCAAGGCAGUAUUCUGACCACAAGCGACAAAGGUCAUUUCUCAGUUAUAUCACCGAAAAAAGCUACUACUACUACUACUACUACUACUACUACUACUACUACUACUACUACUACUACUACUACUACUACUACUACUACUACUACUACUACUACUGCUACUGCUGCUACUGCUGCUGCUGCUGCUUCUUCUACUACUACUACUACUACUACUACUACUACUACUACUACUACUACUACUACUACUACUACUACUACUACUACUAUUACUACUACUACUACUACUACUACUACCACUACUACCCGUAACCAGAAUCCCAUUCCUGUUAUGAGUAAUGAUGACGGCUUAGAGGUAUUGGACAGCACAAAUAAAGCUGAGCAUUUUUCUCAGUUUUUUUCAAUCUGUUUUCACAAGAGAAGCAGAUUUUAUUCCACCUAGUUCUGGAAGCAUGGAGGAUCUGGCUAUUGAAAAUGUUGUGUUUCGAGGAGAAGCGAUUUUAGAAGAACCAAAAAGCUUGGAGGAAUGUAAAUCUCAUGGUCCGGGCGAGAUCCCAGCAAAGUUGCACUCCGAGCUAGCCCGACAGCUGGCCAAACCGCUAUCCUUUCUGUGCCAGAAGUUACUUGAUGCUAAAAUCUUUCGCACAGACUGGAAAACGACCCACAUUACACCGCUUUACAAAAACUGUAGUCCUGUUCUUGCAGCGAACUACAGACCAGCCAGUUUGAAAUCAGUCUGUUGCAAAGUCGUGGAGAAAGCCAUCAAAAGGAGUUUAUGGCUUAUUUGGAAAUCCACAACCUCUUGUCUAAUGCGCAACACGGCUUUGGCAGGAGAAGGUCGUGUGUAACGAACUCGUUAUACACAGUGUAAAGCUGGACUAGAGCACUUGAUGCAAAACACACUGUGAAUGUGGCUUAUAUUGAUUUCCGGAAGGCGUUCGACUGUGUUCCGCACCAGCGUCUCCUGUAGAAGUUGAGAUUGAUGGGCAUCGGAGGUAAAUCUCUUAAAUUGACCGAGAAUUUCCUCGUCGAUCGUUCCCGAACUAUCUGCGUGGAACAACAGCCAUCAAGGCGCACAGUCAUAGAGAGUGAAGUGCUGAAUGCUCGGACCGGCCCUCGUUCUCUUGUUCAUUAAUGAUUAUGUAGAGAAGGUGGACUGUGAUAGUGCUGUGUCUGUGGAUGAUGUAAAAAUCUGGAAGGUCGUCCAGAAUGCUGCCGAUGAGACCGACUUCCAAGAAAAUCUUUGUCGAUAGGACGAGUGGUCCCGGAGAUGGCUCCUGUCAUUAAAUUUGAACAAAUGCACCAUAUUAUCCCUCGGAAACGAGAAUCAGAUCCCUAACACGCGGAGAUACUAUCUGAAUGGAAUGUCGCUCUGAGAAGCAGAAACAUAGACAGAUCUCGGCGUCUGGGUUGCAGACAGCCUUAAGCCUUCUACGCAAUGUUGUAAGGCGACCAAGGCCGCAACUUCAAUGCUAUACGCCAUCGAGCGGACGUUCACGGUUUUCGAUGAAGAAUGCUUCUUCAACGUCUUCGACACGUUUGUAAGGCCGCAUCUUGAAUAUGCAAUCUAGACCUGGCGAUCCUAGACACAGCCGAAUUACAAUCUACUCGAAAGGGUGUAGACGCGAGCCAUAAAAUUAGGGAGAUAUCAGGAUACACUGACAUACAGGAUCUGCUCAAAUAACCUUAAUCGCUAUCCUCUGAGUUCUAGGUAAUUGCGCUGAGACUUGAUGCAAACUUCCCCUAUCGUGCGUGGCAUGGACUGCGCCCUCCGGUGUGACGACUUUCUCCAACUCGCCACUUCAAAUAACCUCCGAUGACAUCUCUUCAAACUACGUAUGCCCCAAGGGAGAUUGGAUGUGAGAAAGUAUUUUUUCUGCAACUGUGUCGUGGAAUCGUGGAAUAACCCUCCCAAGGUGACUAUAAUGUUUAAAUCUGUAGAGGCAGUUAACUAUCGGCUUUAAUGACAUGUGCUGCAGCAGCAUGCGGACUAUGUGACUUUGUAACCAUAAAACCAGUGGCCUAUGUGAAUCGACGUCUACAUUCACUUGAUACUGUAAUUUCUUCAGAUGGUUCCUAAUUUAUCGAUUUUUUUAUGUACAAAUAGGGAGUUCAGGGGCGUUAGUCUAUUUGCCUCAUACACUGACUACUACUACUACUACUACUACUACUACUACUACUACUACUACUACUACUACUACUACUACUACUACUACUACUACUACUACUACUACUACUACUACUACUACUACUACUACUACUACAACUACUACUACUACUACUACUACUACUACUACUUAUUAUUAUUAUUAUUAUUAUUAUUAUUAUUAUCAUUACCGUUAUUAUUAGUAUUCUUGUUCCCCCACUGCUGUCGUCGUACUUUACUGCAGGUUUGUUUACUUUAUCAGAGGAAUCUGCAGCAAUGCAGCAAAUUGACCAUGUUUGUUUGUCGCUACUUUACCCGUGAUGCAGUUCUCCUGAUUAUUUUGCUGGACAAAAUGCGUGCAGUAAAAGGACAUCCUAAUCCAGCGGACGGUUUCACUGGCUCAAUUUUGACCUGAAUCUGCCUUCAGGUCACUGAAUAAUUACCGCACCUGCAAGGUUUAGACUAUUCUAAAAUGAAAGCGACGCACUUUCCGUGCAGAAGCCUUUUUUUUUACUUUUAUGCGCCAUCUUAACUCUCACAUCCAUGUACCCUCAUAAUAACACCUCGCCCGACCUCGCGGGCUCGCGAGACCGGAUGGUUUACUUCGCGCAGCGAGUCGGGUGACUCACCAGCAGUGAUCACGUGCGAGACCGCGGACGGCGGAGGGUGGGGGGGGGGAAGGGGGGGAGGGGUUGGAGCGCGCCUUGACAGGCCCACAACGCGCUGUGCACACGUUACCGCACGACAGGCCUAGCCUCGUCAUCGAAGACAUUUAAGCGCGUUGCCCUCGUAUGCGGCCGUGCAGUUUUUUCAUGAAAAGGUCAGGCCUCCCGAUCGGGAGAUGAACUUAACAUGACUCCUCCUCCCCCCCCCCCGCGCCGCCUCUGUAGCCAAGCCAGGAAAAGCAACCAAGUCACGGAUACAGCAAAACACGAAAGAUAUAUGCAGGUUGGGGAGCUUUUUGCGAAGGAGAAAUAUUUUUGGGCACAUGUUUGAGGUUGUUCCACUUGCUCCUCGUCGAGCAACGACUACCAUCCGCUAGCAUCGGCAGUUGGCAUGGUCCGUUUUGGUAAAAAAAAAAUGUUCGAGCAGAUUUUCCACAUCGCUUAUGCAAAUAACGCCUGCUCGGUUAGCGGCCAUACAAAUAUGGCUCGGCUGGAUGGUCACUCGGUUCCGAUCGCGUGCUCCUCAGAAUUUUGUUUGCGAAUCCAAAUCAUUAAGCUCAUUCCAGUGUAUCCGCCUUGAGAAAUAAAAACCAGCUUUUCAAGUAAAUAAGUCUACCUCUAUGUAUAUAAGAGCCAGGAAGGUCCGACUGGCAUGACUAUCAAUGUCAGUCAGUUCGAACUGAACCAUCUUUACUAAACAAAAACAGUAAGUGAGUAUGAGAAGCCCCGUCGUUUUUAAAAAAUGAUUGAGUUCGAAAGAAGACCGGAAGCCGAAAAAAGGCGGCCUCCGUUUUGUGUGUUUGUCAAACUUUACGGAAAUUUGUUGUUAGGUAAACCACUGAUUACGUUGCUUAUUGGUGAUUGCACCUCAAGGAGACGAAGCAGAAUUCUGCUGUUUGGAAACCAGCAGCAGCACCAUCAGUGCGCCAUCACCACAACCACCAAUACCACUACAACCGCCAACACCACCACUGUCACUACCAUCACAACAACCACCACUAUCGCACCACCGCCACCACAACCACCAGUACCACUACCACCGCCACCGCCACCACCACCACCACCACCACCACCACCACCAACACCACCACUACCACUACCACUACCACCACCACCACCACCAUCACCACCACCAUCAUCAUCAUCACAACCACCACUCCAACCGCCGAUACCACUACCGCCACAUUCCGCUGUUUGA